UCAGUCGAGAAUGUUGUCAAAGAUUAAUAAAAAAAUCUGUUACAUUUAGAAAAACGGAGAGUUUAUGUGUGUGCCUGUGUGUGUAUAUAUACGGUCCAAACUCCAAACUCGAUAGCUUCGCUCCAGCAUCGUCCCAGGUUAUCACUCAUCAGGUCUCCAUGGCUCUCCUGGUUUUGGUCGCUGUACUGGUGUUUGAAGCAGCGGUUCGAGCCGACGGCCAGACAGGUUUCCUAAGUAUCGACUGCGGCCUGGAGGCAGAUGACAGCUACCCAGACGAUCUCACCGGCAUCACUUACGUCCCAGAUGGCCAUUACACCGACGCCGGCGAGAAUCACAAGGUGACCACCGUAUACCGCAAUGCUUGGUGGGGCCCUGACCGUACUCUCUACACGGUCAGGAGCUUCCCAUCUGCCGAGGGUCAGCGCAACUGCUACUCGCUACCCAACGACGUCCGGUCCAAGUACUUGGUCAGGCUGAAGUUCUUGUAUGGCAACUACGACGGCUUGGACAGCUCGUCGCUAAAAUUCAACCUUACCCUUGGUGUCAAACACUGGGACACCGUGAGUAUAGACACCACCGACGGAAAUGAUGGUUAUAAUGUUCACGAAGCGGUGUUCGUGGCAUGGGCGAGCUGGGCGCCGGUUUGCCUCAUCAACAUCGGCCAAGGCACGCCGUUCAUGUCCAUGGUGGAGUUGAGGCCUCUCGGUAUCUUGCCCUACCCGGCUGUCAUGGGCAAUGUGUCACUCUCCCUCUAUGUUCGGAGCAACGUGGGAUCGAGCCCUGAUGAUGACAAAUUAGUAAGGUACCCUGAUGAUCAGUACGAUCGGUUCUGGUCCACAGAUGAAGCCCAUCCCUUGUCGACAAACAUUUCCACCCAAACUACCAUCCAAGCUAGCACCGAAUUUGCGGUGCCCUCGCCUGUUCUCCAGAAAGCCAUUGUGCCGAGUGGCAACUCCAUGAAACUAAACAACAAGUCCCGGGAAUUUACAGUUUCCAUAGACAAUGGUGUGCAGAGCAGCCCAUACAGCACACCGUACCUAAAAGGUUUGUCUGUCACCGGCGGCUGGUCCAGCAAUUCUGAAGGAAAGUAUAACUUCACCAUUGCUGCAACUGCCACAUCAGCUCUGCCCCCGAUCCUUAAUGCUUAUGAGGUCUACGGUCGCAUCAUCCAUGAUAAUCCAACAACGUUCUCCCAGGAUUUUGAUGCGAUCAUGGCUAUAAAAUAUGAGUAUGGAAUAAAGAAGAACUGGAUGGGUGAUCCAUGUUUUCCACCUGAAUUUGUUUGGGAUGGUGUGAAAUGCAGCGAUGCAGGUGAUAAAAUCAUGAGGAUAAUAUCUCUUGAUCUCUCCAACAGCAAAUUGAAUGGGUCGAUAUCUAAUUUUUUCACAUUGUUUACUGCCCUCAAGUACUUAAACUUAUCAUGCAAUCAACUUAAUGGGACAAUUCCAGAUUCCCUCCUCAAAAACAACGGAUCAAUUGAUUUCAGUUAUGAGUCUGAUGGAAAUAUGUGCAAAACACAUGCUACUCCAUCCCUGUCAAGAAAUACCUUAGCUGUUUCAGUAGUGGCCCCAGUGCUGGUACUGGCCAUACUUGUUCUGGCAUAUUUGAUCUGGAGAGCCAAAAGAAAGCUCAAUACUUCUUCAACUGAUCUUGCCAUGGUACCAGAACUCAUGGGUGCUCCUGGACAUAUCACAAAUCAUUGGGACCAUCUACAAAAACCUGAAAAUCGCCGAUUCACAUAUCAGGAGCUAGAGAAGUUUACUGAGAACUUCAAACAUUUAAUUGGGCAUGGAGGCUUCGGGCAUGUGUACUACGGUUGUUUAGAAGACAGUACUGAGGUUGCUGUGAAGAUGCGGUCUAAAUUAUCUUCGCAUGGGCUUAAUGAGUUUUUAGCUGAGGUUCAGAGCUUGACCAAGGUGCAUCACAGAAAUCUUGUUUGUUUGGUUGGAUACUGCUGGGAGAAGGAACAUUUGGCACUUGUCUAUGAGUACAUGUCUAGAGGCAAUCUUUGUGAUUAUCUAAGAGGGAAAACUGGUAUGGGUGAAAUUUUGAAUUGGAAGACACGUGUAAGAGUUGCACUUGAAGCUGCACAAGGCCUGGAUUAUCUACAUAAGGGUUGCAACCUACCAAUAAUUCAUGGGGAUGUGAAGACGAACAACAUUUUAUUGGGUCAAAAUUUUAAAGCAAAGAUAGCAGAUUUUGGACUAUCGAAAACAUAUCAUAGUGACUCCCAGACUCAUAUAUCAGCCGCUGCAGCUGGAUCUAUGGGUUAUAUUGACCCUGAGUACUACACCACUGGUAGGCUCACCGAGAGCAGUGAUGUUUACAGCUUCGGCGUUGUUUUACUAGAGAUAACAACUGGCGAGCCUCCUAUAAUACCUGAAAAUGGUCACAUUGUUCAACGUGUGAAGCAAAAGAUUGUCAGCGGUAACAUUAGCUCAGUUGCAGACGCACAUCUUGGAGGUGCCUACAAUGUUAGCUCCAUGUGGAAGGUUGUUAACAUCGCCAUGAUGUGCACAACAGAUAUAGCUACUCAAAGGCCAAAGAUGGGUGACGUGGUUGUGCAGCUGAAGGAAAGCCUAGACUUGGUGGAAGUUCAUGGGGACAGGGGAGACAUGGAAAACCUAGCAAGUGACACCAUGUCUUCGAUGUCGACAUUUGGUCCAUCGGCAAGAUGAUUAAAUACUACAUACCUAGCCUUGGCUUUCACUACAUUGAUGGAUCCCUGUGACAAGUCUAUACGAUACGAUGUGCAUGCACAGACUAUUUGUUUUGUUAAUGUCAAUAAUUGAUACAGCCGGUAUAAAACAUAGAUGUCAUGGUAGGAUCAUGAUAGGUGUGUAUAUGGCCCAUAAUAUAAAGUUUGCGUCUA
Molecule: messenger RNA, 2872 nt
Organism: Oryza sativa Japonica Group (Japanese rice)
Lineage: Eukaryota; Viridiplantae; Streptophyta; Magnoliopsida; Poales; Poaceae
Source: RefSeq, a predicted model, not a curated record